This is a messenger RNA of Thalassophryne amazonica, 2166 nucleotides long. RefSeq names its product failed axon connections homolog, metaxin like GST domain containing a (gene faxca). The transcript has 6 exons. Lineage: Eukaryota; Metazoa; Chordata; Actinopteri; Batrachoidiformes; Batrachoididae. The record is from RefSeq and is a predicted model, not a curated record. Gene Ontology annotation, cellular component: cytoplasm. Bases 176 to 1411 code for a protein of 411 amino acids.
CGACUCCGAGCGGGGCUGAAGGAGGAUGUGGACCCCGCUGCGGGGACGCGCGCCGGGCUGGAUGCUCGCGUCCAGCCGCCUCUGCUCCCGGAGGCUUCUUCGGCGCUCACGAAGCCUCCUCCCAUGAAAUCCGGAAGCGGCGGAGCGCGGCGGAAAGCGGCCGGAGACGGAGAGCAUGCACUGGCGCGUCGGCUCGGCCUGGACGCGGCCGCCGUGUGUUGUUGUUGUUGACCGGAGCUUCUCCUGCGGCCUGCUGGAGGACCGGCAGCUGUCGUUUUAUGGGUGCGUGAUCGCGCUGCCGGUGAACGAGCGCGGCGGGAUGAUGUCCGCGCUGGGAUCGGACUCGUGGUGGAAGAAGACGCUGUAUUUGACCGGAGGAGCCCUGCUGGCCGCUGCUGCUUAUCUGCUGCACGGACUCCUGGCCAUCAGAAAGGAGGAUGAGCUGGACUCUCAACAUGCCAUCAUCCUCCACCAGUUCUCCAGACCCAAAACUGGCGCCCCCUCCUUGUCCCCUUUUUGCCUUAAAAUGGAGACCUACCUACGCAUGCUGGACCUGCCUUACCAGAACUACUUUGAUGGGAAGCUUUCACCACAGGGAAAGAUGCCGUGGAUUGAGUACAACCAGGAACGGGUGAGUGGUACUGAAUUCAUCAUCGACUUCCUGGAGGAGAGGCUGAGCGUGAGCCUCAACAAGAGCCUGACGCCGCAGGAGAAGGCCAUGUCUCGUGCAAUCACCAAAAUGGUGGAAGAGCAUUUCUACUGGACAAUCGCUUACUGUCAGUGGGUGGACAACCUGGAGGAGACCCAGAAGAUACUGUCAAUAAGCAGACCACUGAGUGACCUACUCAGAUGGAUCCUGAGUCACCUGACCGGCGGGAUUGUAAAGAGAGAGAUGUACGGGCAUGGGAUUGGACGAUUCUCCAGAGAGGAGGUUUAUGCGCUGAUGGAGAAGGACAUGCGAACUCUGGCCAUUCUGCUAGGUGAUAAGAAGUACAUUAUGGGCUCCAAACUUUCAACAGUAGAUGCUACAGUGUUCAGUCACCUGGCCCCCGCCAUGUGGACGCUGCCAGGCACUCACCCCGAGCGCCUGAUUAAAGGUGAGCUGAUCAACUUGGCCAUGUACUGUGAACGUAUUCGCCGGAGAUUCUGGCCCGAAUGGUUCGUAGACCUGGAGGACUUGUGCUACGAUGACGCCAAUGUCUGCAGCAACUCGCCCUCUAAGGGAGCUGAUUUGGGCCUCUAUUCCUGUACGGACACUUUCCAAGAUGAUAUGCGUAGUUGUCCUUCACACACUCGCACAUCUACAGACCUGCACUCGCCUCCCGCGUCUGACAGCGACCCUACAGGCCACUCGCUGUAUGACUCCGACAUGGACACGGAGGCCUCUGAAAUAGACCCGCUCAAGUGUUGACAAAACAGACAUGGACACUUGUAGUGCAUCCUGGGAAUAUAUACGCCAGUACUGGGAACUGCAUCCCAUUUGUACACAGGAGAAGACGUUGCCAUUUGACUUGAACGCCAUAGUUAAGAAAUAAUAGGAGACAAUAAUAAUAGGAGGAAGUAGAACCAGGAAAUCAGAUCUGAUAGUAGAACCAGGAGUAAAUGACGCCAACACUGAGAAACUCCACUUGGUCACUGCAACACCUCAAAGCCUCAUGCAUGUGGACCAACUGAACCUAUAGUUUGUGCAACAUAUAUGUUGGGAGUAGUACAGGAAUUAUACGAAUGAAUAUUGCUGUGUGUGAAUACAUACGAGUUCUCAGAGUUGUUUGCUAGAAUAUUUGAUUAUAAUUCUAUAAAUACUGUACCAUAAAGGGUCUACAAAUACAGAAUCAUCCCCAUCAUUACAUAGUGUAAAUACUGUAGGACGUUCUCUGUAGAAAUAUCCUUAUUUUUUGAAGAUAAUUACCAAAUACUCAACUGCAUUUGGCUAACUAUGCUACACGUUUGUAGGUGUGACUCAGCAGUACAGUAAACUGCUAGCACUUUGAAAUUAGUGCAUGUUUUCUUAUAAUUCAAAUCUGGCAGGGCUAGAAGGAUAAAAGGAAUAAAUUAUUCCACUAUGAGCAAACAGGAAGUACUGUACAUCCAACAGGAUUGCAGCUAUCAUAUUAGCUAGCAGUGAUAGCUACUGUACCUCAGCAAAUUUUUAAAAUUCAGCCCCAC